AUCUUCCUCUUCCUCCUAUCCCAGCUUCUCUCCAUUUUCUGCAAAACAUCUUCCAUUAUAUAUAUAAUAGUCUCAGUGGACAAGUAAUUGUAGCACAAGUACAAUGGAGAAGAAACACAUAGCAGUGAUUGUUUUUCCCUUUGGAAGCCACCCUGUUACUCUACUGAACCUGGUUCUCAAACUAGCUCAUGCCUCUCCAAACUCGUUAUUCUCAUUCAUCGGAACAGAACACUCCAACAACCCUCUUUUCUCAAAUCCCCACCGCCACAAAAUCCCACAUAACAUCAAACCCUACAAUGUAGCUGAUGGUGUCCCAGAGGGUCAUGUUCCCGGUGGCCACCCAGUUGAGAGGGUGAACCUUUUCCUUCAGGCUGGUGCUGAGAAUCUGCUAAAGGGUGUAGAAUUGGCACAAACAGGGGAACAACAGAGGAUCACAUGCAUCAUCGCUGAUCCUUUCGUCACUCCUUCUUUAAUCGUUGCUCAGAAGCUCAAUGUUCCAUGGAUUGCGGUUUGGUCACCCUUGUCAUGCUCUAUCUCUGCUCAUUUCUACACUGAUUUGGUGCGCAAAGAGUGUAAUGCUGCUGAAAAUGGUGCCAGAAACAGAGCAUUGGAUUUUCUUCCUGGUUUAUCUAUGAUGAAGGUUGAAGAUUUGCCAGAUGAUGUGGUGAGCAGUGGAGGAGAACACGAGACUUUGUUUUCAAAGACACUAGCUUCACUGGGUAGAGUGCUACCACAAGCCAAAGCUGUGGUAAUCAAUUUCUUUGAGGAAUUAGACCCUCCUGUGUUUGUUCAGGACAUGAGAUCCAAGCUGCAAUCCUUUCUUUUUGUUGGUUUUCUCACUCUUUCUCUUCCUCUUGCUCCUUUGCCACCAUCAGAAACCGAUGAGACUGGUUGCUUGUCAUGGCUGGACAAUCAGGAUGCUAGUUCUGUGGCGUAUAUCAGCUUUGGGACGGUGGUGACACCGCCACCACAUGAAAUCGUGGCGGUGGCAGAGGCAUUGGAACAGAGUGGGUUUCCAUUUCUGUGGUCUAUGAAGGACCAUCUGAAGAGCCUUUUACCAAAUGGGUUUAUUGAGAGAACAAAAAAUAGUGGAAAAAUUGUGCCUUGGGCUCCUCAAACUCAGAUUUUAGGACAUGAAUCUGUUGGGGUGUUUGUGACUCACUGUGGGUGCAACUCUGUAUUUGAGAGCAUAUCCAAUGGGGUGCCUAUGAUUUGCAGGCCAUUCUUUGGAGAUCAUGGGAUGGCUGGAAGAAUCAUUGAGGAUAUUUGGGAGAUUGGUGUGAAGAUUGAGGGAGGGGUGUUCACCAAAGAUGGGUUGGUGAAAAGCUUGAAUCUGAUUCUGGUGCAGGAAGAGGGAAAGAUCAUGAGAGAAAAGGCACAGAAGGUGAAGAAGACUGUGCUGGAUGCAGCAGGGCCACAAGGGAAAGCAACACAGGAUUUCAAGACUUUGGUGGGAAUAGUCUCUUAAAAUGCAUUUUUUUCCCAAUUAGUAUUUCUUAAUGAAGUAAUAAGAAGAUGAUAUUUUCAUAUGGUGCUUGCUUGGAUACCCUACUUUAGGCUUAGUGUAUCAUAUCCGAGCUAAUGUGCAUUAAACUUAUGUGUACCAACAUUAAGUCAUCAUUUCCUUUUUAAUUAAGAGGUACUUUUUUUUAGA
Molecule: messenger RNA, 1654 nt
Organism: Lotus japonicus
Lineage: Eukaryota; Viridiplantae; Streptophyta; Magnoliopsida; Fabales; Fabaceae
Product: anthocyanidin 3-O-glucosyltransferase 7-like
Exons: 1
Coding region: 104-1468 (454 amino acids)
Molecular function (GO): UDP-glycosyltransferase activity
Source: RefSeq, a predicted model, not a curated record